AUGGCGACUGGGGACGGAGCUUCUACGGGGUCAAUUGACGUUGAAGAGAGAGGCCGAGGCUUCAGAAAACAAGUUCCAAAGGUAGUUGUUGCAGUGGCCGAUUUCGUUGCUGGUGAUGAAACUCAAAUGAACUUCAGUGAAGGCGACGAGCUUUCGAUUCUUAGCGAGGAAACCCCAGAUUGGUGGUGGGGUGAAAUGAAUGGAUUUUGCGGCUAUGUCCCUGCAACAUAUGUCGUCACCGAGACAGAUUAUGCCAAAUACCAUACACACAGACAUGAAUGGCAAGAUGAGGAGUAUUUUGGAGAUUAUGGAAAAUUAAAGCUUCACCUGGAAAUGCUUGGCGAUAAACCACGAACCCUUGCAUACAGAAAAGCUAUUUGUAGACAUCGCGAGGUUUUCGUUGGGAAAACGGUGUUAGACGUCGGUUGUGGCACUGGAAUCUUAAGCUUGUUUUGUGCAAGGGAUGGUGACGCCAGAAAAGUUUAUGCUGUAGAAGGGAGUGCGGAUAUCGGAAACUUGACCUCUCAGAUAGUUGCCGUAAAUGAUUUAAGUGAUGUUAUUUCUGUUGUUGUUGGGAAAAUAGAGGAGGUAGAAUUACCUGAAAAAGUUGACGUCAUUUUGUCGGAAUGGAUGGGAACUUUCCUGGUUUUUGAAUUCAUGAUUGAUUCUGUCCUGUUUGCAAGGGAUAAAUGGUUAAAGCCAGAGGGAGUCAUAUGGCCGUCAAGUGCAAAAUUGUUUAUUGCACCUUGCUCCGCCAAAGAAACUUACGAUGAAAACGUUACCGCUUGGAAAAGUCAAUAUGGAUUUGAUUUUUCACCUUUGAUGGACAAAGCAAAGACCGAAUUCCUUGAUAGACCUUUGUAUAACCAUGAACUUGAUCUCAAUAAUUGUCUAUCAGAAAGUGCAGUUCUUCUUGACAUUGAUAUGGAAACUUUUCCAAGGGAGAAUCUCGAAUUGAUGUCAGGGCAGUUUGAGUUCAUCAUAAGAAAGGGUGGUACCUUUCAUGGGUUAGGCAGCUGGUUCAUGGUUAUAUUUGGAGGAGUACCAGUCCCAGAUAACUCAGAGUACGAACUACUGUCGACUUCCCCACAUCAUGAAAGAACCCACUGGAAACAAAACUUGUUUCUUUUGGAUGACCCAGUCUCUGUUAACCCUGGUAACUUCAUCACUGGAUUUGCUACCUUGAAGAGAAAUCCAAAGUACAGGAGACACCUGAGUGUAACCUUUCACUUAAAAAUUUUUCCUAGCAAAUCUAAUGGCAGCAUUCUUCACAACAUUAAAAAAAGAUUUUUGAUUUGGAGAUAA
Porites evermanni is the source of this 1305-nucleotide messenger RNA. Lineage: Eukaryota; Metazoa; Cnidaria; Anthozoa; Scleractinia; Poritidae. The record is from the annotation of a GenBank genome assembly.